Messenger RNA from Arabidopsis arenosa, 557 nucleotides. NCBI's taxonomy places the organism in Eukaryota, Viridiplantae, Streptophyta, Magnoliopsida, Brassicales, Brassicaceae. The record is from the annotation of a GenBank genome assembly.
UUUCCUCCCAAGCCAUCACUCCUUUUGCAUUGUGUGAAAACUUCGAGUUUUUUCUUCAUCUUCUCAAAGUAACAAACUUUCUCCAAACAGAUUAUUAAAAAACAAUCAAAUCUCAUCAAGAACUAAGAUGAAGUUUCCGGUUGUACAAUUUCUUAUUAUCUCUCUUCUCCUCACAUCUUCUUUGUUCAUGCUCUCAACCGCGGAUUCGUCACCAUGCGGCGGAAAAUGCAACGUGAGAUGUUCAAAGGCAGGGAGACAAGAUCGGUGUCUCGAGUAUUGCAAUAUAUGUUGCGAGAAGUGUAAUUAUUGUGUUCCUUCAGGCACUUAUGGAAACAAAGAUGAGUGCCCUUGUUAUCGCGAUAUGAAGAACUCCAAAGGCACAUCCAAAUGUCCUUGAUUAUGUUCUGAAGAUUAUCCUUAUAGACACAAUAUCCACAUUUAUAUCUAGAAAUGUUAAGAUUGUGCUUGAUGCAUAUAAUAAUGAGCUUGAUAUACAUUUUAUCUAUGAAUAUGUGAAAGAUCUUGACAAUGAAAUGAAAUAAAAUGAUUUUAUGUAU